AUGGAGGCGAACCAUCGCAUUCCCUCUGUCGAGGUACGGCUAGCUCCGCUGCCGCAACAAGGCAGAGAAGAUACGACCUACAUCGUCGAUAUGGCGGGAAACACUGCGGAAAUCUUGGACAGGCUGAGGGAGGCUUCUGAGGACUGCCACAGAUACAGGCGCCUGGAGGUCCGUAGUUUUCCAGUGGUUGCGUGGCAUGCUCUCCCCUCCUUGCUGGAGGAGCUUCCGAACGUGCGGGAGGUGGCCUUGGCGGAUUGGGGACAGGAUGAAGCUUUACUGGACUUUCUGAAGACACUCGGUGAUGUGCGCUCCACUGCGAAGAUCUUCUUCGAGGAUGGCUCUCAGGUGCAGAUCUCAGAUCUCAGACGCGUAGAGGCCAGGACACCGUGGAAGAGAUGGACUGAGGUCAUCAUCCCGCCUCUGCUCUUGCGCAUGAAGGUUGCCAAGUCUGUUCGAGAUUACGAAGCCAUGCGAGAUGCAGACUCUCCACCUCCUGAGGCUCUGGUGAACGGUGUUCGCAGCCUUCGAAGCCUUCAGCAAAUGAAGGAAGAGGAGUCGGCAGCAACGAAGAUUCAGGCAAGGUUCCGGCAGAAGCAAGCAGCAGACGAUGUUCAGAGACUGAAGAAGCAACAAAAGGAAGAGAGUGAUGCUGCUGCAAGGAUCCAAGCCAAGUAUCGCGGACGGCAAGCCAACAAGCAGGUGCAGGAGAUGCGCGAACAGAAGCAGGCCAUUCAAUCUCGAUAUCGUCACAGGGUUGCCGAGCGCCGGCAGAAGGAGCAAGAAGCAGCCUCUGCCACAAAGAUUCAGGCCAGAUUCAGGCAGAAGCAGGCAGCCAGCGAAGUGGAGGGCAUGCGUCAGCAGAAACAUGCGCAGGCGUGCUCUAACAGGGAGCAAAGCCGAACGCAGAGGUUGGAUGAGUUCCGGCAGCGGAUCUCUGUGAAGGUUGACGUUGUCCUUGAAGCCAACGGUCGGGCUGUUGUGAAUGUGCAGCUCGCCGCAAAAGACGGCGUUUCUGGCACAUCCCAUAAUGAAAUCGACAUCCCCGUGAACGACGAGACCGCCCAAGCCGCCACCAAAAUCCAA
Symbiodinium necroappetens is the source of this 1083-nucleotide messenger RNA. The record is from the annotation of a GenBank genome assembly. Lineage: Eukaryota; Dinophyceae; Suessiales; Symbiodiniaceae.